AUGCAUAAUUUUAGUGAGUUUGAAGAAAUAUUGAAACAGGAAACAUUGAAAGUAGCUGACUAUCAAGAAGUAAAUAUUACAAACAUAUUGCAAACUGUUCCCAAAAAUUCAAUGAAUAUUUGGCAUCCCGAGAAAAGUUCAGAAAUGGAUGCUGACGAAGAACUCGAAGAAGAUUCACCGACAACCGAAUCGCAGAUAAUUACUGACGAUGAUCUACGUUCCGCCACAUUAUUAAAAAGCAUAACAUUAAAAUGUGAUUAUCAUUCUUUCGAUUUUUACAUUAUAUUUAAGCAAAUAUAUUUACAGCAAAAAUUUAUGUGCAGGAAACCAAUAAAACAUCGCAAAUUUAUCGAUAUGGAUUCUGAAGAUUUGGAUUUAAUGUCAGAUUGUAAUGCUAUUAAUUAUAAAAAUGUUUACUCAAAGGGAAAGAAUAAUGGAAUAUCGAAGUUUGCUGAUCAUGUUACGAAAUCAUCUUUAACUAAACCUUCAAAAGUUCAAAGUUAUCAGACAGCUAGUGUUUCCUUUUUUAAUGUGUUUUUUGAUAUCGUUUUCUGGCCUUUUGUUUUCCUCCGCGCAAAACAAUAA
This is a messenger RNA of Cataglyphis hispanica, 585 nucleotides long. RefSeq lists its product as uncharacterized. The transcript is spliced from 3 exons. The record is from RefSeq and is a predicted model, not a curated record. NCBI's taxonomy places the organism in Eukaryota, Metazoa, Arthropoda, Insecta, Hymenoptera, Formicidae. The coding region runs from base 1 to 585 and encodes 194 amino acids.